AUGAUGCAACAGAUCUUGAGAGACAUGUUUGUAGAUCCAGAGCUUCUGGCUGAACUGAAUGAGGAGCAGAAACAAAUUCUCUUCUACAAAAUACGUCAAGAGCAGGUGCGACGCUGGACAGAGUGUGAGAGCCAAGAAGGAGCCUGGGAAAUGAGCCCCCUGACCAUGAAAAAAGAUGAAAACACAAAGAGUGUUCAGUGGCUAAAGGGGAUUGAUGGUGAAGUGUGGGUCUGGGUGAUGGGAGAAGCCACUGGAGACCGACCAUAUGAGCUGAUUGUCAAGGAGUUGAUGGAGGAGAGCGCCAGGAGACAGGCUCAGCUAGAAGCCCAAGAGCUUUGGCGGAAAAAAGAAGAAGAGAUAAAGCAAAAGUUCAGAAAUGCCAUCACAAAGGAAAAAGCACGCUUAGUCGCAGGAAAGUGGAAGGAAGAAGCUGAGGACAGGAAGGCAGCCAAACAGGAAGAGGAACACCUACGGGAGAAACUGAAGAAACAAGAGGAAGAGGAAAGGCAGAGGGAAGAAGAGGAGAUACGCCGUGCAGAGGAACAAAGAGCCAAGGAGCUGUAUAUGUCCCUUGAGCAGGAACAGAAAAAAAGCGAACAAUGUGACAAAGAGUGGGAGGAACAAUUGCACCGCUCCAAAGCAGCUGAUGAGGAGAUGACUAGGAAGGCUCGUUGGGCCAGGGAUGAGUAUAAGCGUCAGUCAUUACGAGCCAUCGAGAAAGGUCAUGUGGCUGGCAUGAGCGGCCACUUCCAGAAACAGACCCACAUGAAUAAAGCCAACCCCCACCGGAGACAAAGCACUUUCAUUGAACCAUCUGCAAGUCCAGUUUCCAGCAAUGAAUACCGAUCCAAGCCCGGCCUUCAGCGUGCAGAACCACCUCUGUAUCGGCGCAGACAAAGCCGCAGACAUAGUACAACAUCAACACAACCACUAAUGGAUAGCCCUUCAUGGGUGCGAGCACCACGACCCUGUUCAAGGGAGUCAGUUAUACUCUGGUUCACUGAGGAGCAGAAGUCCAAAAAAGCUGGAUACGAAAGGAACAGCAAUGUUAUCGCCCAAUGGUUUCACGGGAUUAUCUCUCGAGAGGACUCAGAGAGACUACUUAUGACUGUUACUGAGGGCUCUUUCUUGGUGCGGGUCAGCGAGAGGAUAUGGGGCUACACACUGUCCUAUCGCACAGCCAGUGGUUUCAAGCAUUUCCUUAUCGAUGCCUCUGAGGAUUAUUACAGCUUUUUGGGUGUGGACCAAAACCGUCAUGCCACUCUUGCUGACCUUAUUGCCUUCCACAAGGAGGAAGUCAUCACAACAACAGGGAAAGAACUGCUGCUGGAGGCCUGCACACGGACUGGUCCCUCUGUAGACUUUGGAGGACUUUUCCCAUAA
This is a messenger RNA of Xyrauchen texanus (razorback sucker), 1383 nucleotides long. RefSeq names its product SH2 domain containing 4Ba (gene sh2d4ba). Gene Ontology annotation, cellular component: cytoplasm. NCBI's taxonomy places the organism in Eukaryota, Metazoa, Chordata, Actinopteri, Cypriniformes, Catostomidae. The transcript has 8 exons. The record is from RefSeq and is a predicted model, not a curated record. The coding region runs from base 1 to 1383 and encodes 460 amino acids.